CAAUGACUAUCGACGUUUUCCCAGCUCUUAACGGAAUCUGAUGUAUUUUUUUUUAUCAUUGCGUUGUGGCGCGAUCGAAUUUGUUUGGAAGUCGGGAAAUCAGCUUAACAGUGUUAAAAGUUUUUUGGUUUUGGACACCGCCAGCUUUAACGAAAACCGCAAGUUUUAUCAAAGGCCAAACAAAGGAAACAAGUAAAGGACGGAAGGAUAGAAGCAGAAAGAGAGAAGUACGUUCUCCGCCCAUGCGCACGGCUGAUACAGAACCUGACCUAACGGUAAACCCAUUGUCUCGGAAAUCGAAAGUAAAACAGAGUCUGCUGGAAUAGCGUAGCGAAAUAAAACAGCCCGCUUACUGCGGGAGCCGAAUUCCGAAGUUGAAAGCCAAGAAGGCAAUAAGAAGCAGAAUAAAUUAAAGCGAAGCAAAUCGAAUAUGUUCCAAGCCCUGCCCCGUCCGUCAAGGACCACGCUCCACUGUGGAGCCACAGCCAUCGUCACAGUCAUCCUUAUGGCCUGGGUCCGACCGCUGGGCGUGCUAUUCCUGGGACUAUUGGCCUAUUGGAUCUACUGGACACGCUGUAGCUUUCGGAUUGUACCCACGGACGAGUUGCGCGGCAAGGUUAACGGCUGGCUGCAGAAGAUUAACGACUGGCGCCUUAGCAGUCCCAGCAUGUUCUGCUUGGCCAGCACCAGCUGCUUGGGCACCCUCGCGGUGAUCGGCCACCUUAUCUCCGGCUCCACGCUGGUUCUGACCAUCCUAGUCGUCUCUGCCCUUGUCUCCACCAAGUACAACUUCAAGCUGCUGAAGAUCGAACACAAGGACUUCCAAUGGACAGAGAAGCUGAACUACAACAACUUGGAGGCCGAGGCGGAGGACGAAUUUCUGCCUGACGUGAACGAGUCGAAUCUUUUUGUGCUGGAGCUAGCAAGCGAUGUGGCCACCAUUAGUUCACCCACCGAUGCGAAUGACGAGGAGGAUGACGAGCGCAGCGACGACAUACCUUCGGAGCUGCUGAUUCCGGACGUGAUACCCGAGAUCGAUGAGCACUCCACCGACGAAGAUGAUGAUCUGGCUCUUCUGGCGGCCAAAAGGCAAGAGAAACAGCAGCAGCAACCGCAUAUAGCCGGUGAGAGCGAGGAUAUGAACUUCAGAAAGGGCCAUUUCAAGCGCGACUCGUCGCUGUCCACCACGUCCUCCUCGUCCGAGGAGAGCCUGUCCAAGGGGCUGCAGUUCCCCGACCACACCUCCGUGGAUGCAAGUGGGAACACUCAGUUGCGGCAAAUAACCGCUGGACCCGAUCCCGCUGGCGAGCUUAUGGCCCUGGCCGUAAAAACCCAGGCACAGGCGCUUUUGGCAAACAGCGGGAAGCUCCUUCCCAGUCUUGUCUCUGGCCUGGUACAGUGGGGUUCAGGUGGUGCUGCCUCAGCUAAUUCCGACGGUGAUGCGACCGAUGCAAGUCGAAAUCGCGAGCAACAGCGCAUUGUCACCGCCUUAGAUUCUUCUGACGAGAGCGACUUUGAGAUACUCGAAACGGAUGACUUCAAGUAAGGAUUGGAUCGAAUCGAAGAUUGGUCCGAUUUGUCGUAUUAUAAAGCUAUUAUCUUAAUAUACAUGUGCAUACACACACAGAACACAACUUAUCGACAGAAAAAACAAGUUUAAAAAAUCAGACGUAGCAGACGGUUUGAUCGGUUAUAUUUUCCCUGGUGGAGAUCAGUUAUACAUACAUUUUGCUAUACUCUAGUGCUAUAUAUAGAUGUAUACUAAAUUAAAUGUCCAAAACUACUGUAAAAUUAAGCCAAAAAUAAAAAAAAAUAAUUUUUUUGAUGGCUUUGUACAUGUUUAUUUAUAUAACCCUAGGCUUAUUCCUAUUUUAUUUUUUAGUCCUUUUGUGCUUGUCUACUUACCACAAACAGAAAAAACAACGACCGACAGCAUGCAAAAUGUAAAUAUAUCACAGAUACACUCAUCUAUCAGGAGUGCCACAGCAAUCGCAAAGCGCUGAAUGGGGUUGAGUUUCUUAAGUGCAUCAAUACAAAUUUUACACGACUUAGCGCUAUAGUGAUUUCUAUGGCACCCAUGUAUAUGUAUGGGUUAUAUUGAUUGCUGUGAGGGAGAGAUUCUUAAUCUAAAUCCAAAUCAAAAACUGAAGGCAGCAAAUUAAAAACCAAAAAAUGACAAAAUAAGAAAUCAAACGAAAAUAUUAAGAAAUAUGGUCCAGUGCUAUCUUUAAACACCCACUCGACAUUAAACGUGCACAAAACAUAAAAAACAAAUUAAAAAAUAAUGAAAAAAUUAUGACAUCGAUUUACUAGCGAUUUUUGCCCUGGCUAUUUUAUUGUACGUUGAAGAACAUAACUGAAACAUAAAAACCAGUAACAAACUUUUAUUUGUAUUUUUGUUAUUAUUUGCACUAUGUAUUUUAAGUUAUAGUUUAAUUUGCUAAACAAAACUAAAUGUGAUUUUGUAAAAACAAAAGAAACUGAAAUAAAAAUCAAAAAGACCUCGAA
Molecule: messenger RNA, 2508 nt
Organism: Drosophila subpulchrella
Lineage: Eukaryota; Metazoa; Arthropoda; Insecta; Diptera; Drosophilidae
Exons: 4
Coding region: 431-1546 (371 amino acids)
Source: RefSeq, a predicted model, not a curated record